AUGCUACAUCAUGUCAUUUUGGAAGAGCCACGUACAUGGCAUACAAAAAUACCAUUCAUUUUGUGGGCCUAUCGAGAAGUCCCCAACAGCACGACCGGCGUAGCACCUUUUCAGUUGUUAUAUGGACGAAAACCAGAAGGACCUUUAUCUAUUCUGAGGAACACUUGGGUGGCAGAUGAAGAGGUGAAGAUGCCUGAUGGUAGUCUGAGGCAUGUGCAUCAAAAUAAAAUGAGAGAAUUUAUUGCUAGCUCCGGAAGUGUGAACGUCAUAUUUGAAGGGGAAGAAGAAUUUGGUGACAUCGAAAAUACUCCAUUGAAAGAAGACUCCUUUUGGCAGGAAACCAGUGCAAUCGGGGAGCACGUGAUUGAACUUUUGCCCAAUAUUACUAGACGGAAACCGCAUUCCUACAGUGUUCCAAUGUCUUAUAGAGCAGAGGUGGACAGACAAGUGAAAGAACUGUUGGACUUACACUUGAUUGAACCUUCGAAUGCAGACAUUACAUAUCCUAUAGUAUGUGUGGCAAAGAAGGACGCAUCCAUUCGAAUGUGUAUUGACUAUAGAGCCCUUAAUGCUGUAACAAAAGUUCCUAAUUACCCCAUGAAAGAUACACAAGGAUUAGUUUUUACUGCGGGGAUGGCUCAAUGUAAAGCAUUCGCACGUAAAUAUGGUUUAAGGGAACAUUUACGCAUUCAUACAAAAGAACAACCUUAUGUCUGUGAUGUCUGCAACAAAGCAUUCGCUCUUGCUUUUUCUAUAUUUCCAUUAGAAACUCCACGAGAUAACCAUUGCAGAAGUCAGUCUUUCUUGGAUGCGGUAAUCUUCAUGGAUGAAGAAAAGCCUUACGCAUGUGAAGUCUGUAAUAACGCAUUCAACAAAAGAAGUGCAUUAACGCGACACUACCGUAUCCAUACAAAAGAUAAACCUUAUGUCUGUGAUAUAUGUAAUAAAGCUUUCGCUAAAAAACCUUAUGCCUGUGAAGUCUGUGGCAAUAAAUUCUCUCAAAUAAGUCAUUUAAAAACUCACUUACGUACGCAUACAAAAGAAAGGCCCUAUGUCUGUGAAAUUUGUGGCAAAGCAUUCAGCAGAAAAGACAAGUUAAUAAAACAUUUACGUACCCAUCCAGAAGAAGAGAUUUAACCUGCGGAGCUUGAGCGAAAUUUUAUUGAUAAUAACUAUUUUAAAACAGUUUCUUUCUAAUAUAAAAGGAAAUCUAACAAUAAUGAAGACUCUG
Messenger RNA from Argiope bruennichi, 1231 nucleotides. RefSeq names its product zinc finger protein 69 homolog. The record is from RefSeq and is a predicted model, not a curated record. The coding region runs from base 1 to 1137 and encodes 378 amino acids. NCBI's taxonomy places the organism in Eukaryota, Metazoa, Arthropoda, Arachnida, Araneae, Araneidae. Gene Ontology annotation, cellular component: nucleus. Gene Ontology annotation, molecular function: RNA polymerase II cis-regulatory region sequence-specific DNA binding; DNA-binding transcription factor activity, RNA polymerase II-specific. The transcript is spliced from 7 exons. Gene Ontology annotation, biological process: regulation of transcription by RNA polymerase II.